AUGUACACCGGCAGACUGGACCUCACGUGCCAGAACAUCGUGGAUGUCUUCCAGGCGGCCAAGCACUUGGAUAUGAAGAACAUCAAGGAAAAAUGCGCCGAGGUCUUGACCAGUUCCCCGGACGAUCCCCUGCACGCCCUCUUCGUGUACGUCUCUGGCAAGCGGCUCGGCACCAAACCCGCCUGGCAGAGAGCGUACAAGACCAUCCUGAGCAGGUUUCAGGACGUCGUCGCCUUGCCGGAGUUUCUCAAUCUGGACAUGGACCACGUCAGCGAGAUACUCAGUGGAGACGCCAUUGCCGCUCGAAGUGAGACCGAGCUGUAUUGGGCGGCACUGAAGUGGCUCAGCUUCGACUGGUCAGCCCGCGAAAAACACGUGGUGGACCUCCUCAAGUGCAUCCGGUUCUCGUGCAUGACCAUGAACGAAGCCGUCGCUUGUUUUCAUCCGCCCAUUUUGUCGAGAGUCACCGAGAUGCCCGAAGUGCGGGAGAUGCUCAACAACGCCGUCUGCUACAUUUCGGCCAAGCAAGUGGGCCAAGAGGGCAAGUUCAAGCAGUACACGCAUCCCCGGAGACGCUUCUCGCUUAAGGGAGACUCCGGCAGUCCGCCCGACCAGGGCAUGGGCGACACGAGCACGGUGGCGAGCAACUCGCCGCCGUCGCCGAUGCUUCGCGACAGGUGCGCGCCCCUCAAGUGCAGGUCGGCGCCGACCGGGCGGAGGAGGACCACGAUGGCCACGGCCCGCAGCGCCGCUCCGCAGCCGAGCACCUCGGGAGAGACGUCUCCGCCCGCGAUGCUCGAACAGGAACGAACUUCCCAGGUGGACGCCACUCAAAGCGGCUCGGAACGAGAGAUUCAGCUUCACGUGCAAGAGAUCCCGACCUCCGCUGCUGAGUCCAAGGCCUGGACGGCAGACCCGAUGCUCCACCGUCUACUCCAGUCUCGGUCCCUGGGGAAGCACACGCGCAUCGAGUGGGACGAGUACCCCGCCAAGGCCCUGCCGGAGGACUCGCGUCUACGUCACGGCAGUCCUGGCUUCCUCCUUGUCGGAGGCAUCGACCCUGAAUUUCCGCAACAAGUGUCCACGGGUUGCACCGUGCUCGCGUACGAGGAAGCAGACGACCGUUGGCACCGCAUCGCCAUGUUGCCCGAACCGAGACAUCACCACGCUGGUGCGAUUGCCGGCGACAGCGUCUAUGUCGUGGGGGGCCUAAACAGUCGUCGCACCGUGGCCGGUCGCGUGAGCCCGCUGGCCUCGUGCCUGUGCUACCAGCUUGGCCAGCGCCAGUGGGACACGCUCCCGGACCUGCACCAGUCCAGGGCGUUCCACGGCUGCGCCAACGUGUCCGGCUCGAUCUUCGCGGUCGGCGGCAAGGACAAGCGCGGAAGACUUCUGGACAGCGUGGAGUGCCUGGAGCCCAACGCGAGCCGUUGGAAAGUCCUGGGGGAGUCCCUCCGUCCCGCCCGGAUGGCCAUGGGCGUGGCAGCGGCCGGACGUCUCCUGUGCUUGGCUGGAGGAAUCGCUCAGCUCGGAGGACGGCUGUGCGUGCUGGCAGACGUGGACUGCUACGACGUCGCAGCCAAGAGGUGGCUCCGCGGACCCCGACUGCCCUGGCCGGUGUGCUUCGGGUCCCUGAUUUCGGCGCCCGGAGGCUCCCUCAUCCACGUUGGCGGCCUGUCCGUGAGCGGCGUCGUGCACGGACCCGAGCUCCAGGAGAAGACGACGUCUUUCCGGAGUCGCUCGGACGUGGUCCUCUGGGAACCCACGUCCUCCGGAACCUGCUGGAGACCUCUCUGUCCCCUGCCCGAACCCCGGCACGGCGUCGGUGCCGCGUUGUGUGGCAAGAACGGCACCCUGUACGUGCUGGGAGGCCUCUCGUCUUCGACGGACCGUCCUCCCCUGGGGGUUCUGAGCGCCGCCACGUCAGGCGACGGAACCUUCUACCGAGCGAGCCAACUCCCCGGACCCGUGACUGGUUCGCUGGCGCUGCCGCUGCCGGACACCGAGACGACGUCGUCCGAGCGCCGACGUUCUUUGUCAUGA
Molecule: messenger RNA, 2043 nt
Organism: Ixodes scapularis (black-legged tick)
Lineage: Eukaryota; Metazoa; Arthropoda; Arachnida; Ixodida; Ixodidae
Exons: 11
Coding region: 1-2043 (680 amino acids)
Molecular function (GO): protein binding
Source: RefSeq, a predicted model, not a curated record